Trypanosoma theileri is the source of this 573-nucleotide messenger RNA. RefSeq lists its product as uncharacterized. The record is from RefSeq and is a predicted model, not a curated record. NCBI's taxonomy places the organism in Eukaryota, Euglenozoa, Kinetoplastea, Trypanosomatida, Trypanosomatidae. The transcript has a single exon. Bases 1 to 573 code for a protein of 190 amino acids.
AUGUCUUAUAUUGAGUUGCCAAAGAAAAGAAUUUCAUCAGGAGAACAGCAGCAGCAGCAGCAGAAAGGAGAAGUAUUGGUGACUCAUUCGACCUUUAAACUUAUUAUCCGAGCCACAAUAUGUGCAACUCUAUUUGCGGUACCCUUUUGUGUUUCUAUUCCAUCUUCUCCACUAUUGAAGUUGUCACAAACACAGGAUUCAAAGAAAACACUUAUACCUCGCAUGAUGAGUGAUUUCUUUUACGUAAAUUUUAUCGCCAGUUGGUGUGCCUAUUUUUUUAUUCUUGAACCUAAAAUAAAAAAUGAAAAGGCAAAAAAAGGUUUUAUGCCUUAUCUUGGUCCUAUUACAGCACAGGUGCCGGGACUCUCUUGUCUUGUAGCUUCACAUCUUUUCUAUCCUGGAAUGUGGGCAAUAUUCAAUGAGAGAACAUGGAAAGAACGUCGGAAAGAGUUUUUUAGACUUACAACUAAAUGUUUCCUUGCUUAUGCACCUAUUCAUAUACCUGCUGCCAUUGCUAUUGGUGUGGGUGUGGGUACUAUUUUGUAUCCAUUCGAGUUCUUUAAGAGGAAGUAA